Trachymyrmex septentrionalis is the source of this 1943-nucleotide messenger RNA. RefSeq lists its product as uncharacterized. Gene Ontology annotation, biological process: vesicle-mediated transport. Gene Ontology annotation, cellular component: BLOC-3 complex. The coding region runs from base 171 to 1943 and encodes 590 amino acids. Gene Ontology annotation, molecular function: guanyl-nucleotide exchange factor activity. The record is from RefSeq and is a predicted model, not a curated record. NCBI's taxonomy places the organism in Eukaryota, Metazoa, Arthropoda, Insecta, Hymenoptera, Formicidae. The transcript is spliced from 7 exons.
AGUAAUAAGUACCAAAGUUGUGAGAUAAAGUACCGAUGAUCGGUAAAUUUUACGACGUCAAUAACGGCGAUGUCAUAAUUGUCAAUGCCAAAAUGACCUAAAUCUAAACGUUUUAAAGCGAAUGAGAGAUUCACGACAUGACAGUUACACAUUAAAAUCACAAAAGCAAGAUGAGAGCUAUAUUGAUAUUCGAUCAUCUGAAUGAUGUGUUAUUUGUAAAAUGUAAUAAAAAAUUUGCAAGCCAUAUUUUGAAGCUGGCAAGAAUGCAGGGACUGCUCGAUGAUGAUAAGGAUAUCACAGACUUGGAAGAUUCUAUACCAAGUCCCAACAUCAUAAUACAGUUGUUUUCACCCAUAGUCACCUCACAACAUGUGAUGGCUUCGCAGUUCGGAAAUUCCUAUACUUCCAUGAAGUUCCAUGAUGGAACUAACAUGGUAUUUGAUGAGUACAUUGGCUAUACAUUCAUGUAUAUUGCUGCAAAAGAUAUAGAGCUCAUGAGACAUACACUAGGAGUAUGUGUAUCUAUUGUACGACACGUGUGUGGUCCAGAUAUUGCAAUAUUAAAGACUAACUGGCAGAAGAUGUGUUUAGUAUCUUCUCUGUUGGAUGCAUGGUCUAAUUUAAGAAAUUGUGAACAAAGCAUAUUGACCGAAGCAGUGGAACAAUUGUCUGUGAAUGCGGAAGUAGCAUCCUCGGUCCUCAAGGUGCUGCAUGAUGCCUGCGACAAGCUGAAAAAUUCACAGUCUGAAUUUAGCAAUCUGCAUUUGCUGCUCCUAGUGGGGUCAAAGUUUCUAUCAUUGUACUCAAGCAAGAAUGCUCAUGAUUUGUACGCUUCGGACAUUUUGUUGAUGAUCCUGCUAUGCUGGGUAGUGAAUAAAAAGCGAAAGCAAAAUCAGUCGGAAAGCAAUGAUGAUUGCUGCGAUGAUAUCUUGUUACCAGAGAGCAGUGUUUUGAAAAGCGAUGAAACGAAAUUAAACUUCGGAGCUAAACUGGCCACUCCUACUUCAGAGGACAUAACGGAUCUCUUUAGAGGUUCCAGGGAAUCUUCUGUGAACGAAGGUCUCUCAUCCUUAACUGACGAUGAUCUCUACAGUCAGUCAUUUCUCCUCGGCUGUCAACAUAACUAUACAGCCAAUGCAGUUCACAUCUUCGAAUUAUCAGAUUCCAUUAACUUGAUAACAAUCGUUGAAGCUACAAAUCUGUCCAUUUCUUCAGGUUUAUGCGACAGUUUCCAUUAUUUAAAUCUAAUAAACAAUCUGCAGUUUCAACGAGACAUCGAUGAAAUGAAACCAGCCUUUGAGAAUCUCGAUGUAGCAAUAAAAAAAGUGUUAGAAGGAAUUAAAAAGAAUCGUUCGAAUGUCGGAAAUGAUGUGGAUAUGUGUCAGAAAAGGUUACAGACCAAAUGGGAUUUUGUCCGAAAAAAGUACAGUGAUCUUCUGCGAUCCAGAGAUCCCGAAGUGGUCCUACAGAUUGAAGCUAAUACUUCUGGCUUUGUAGAGACUUUGAAAGAACUAUUGCGUUUGACUUGUUUUGACAAGAAUUUUCUGAAGCAAGGAAUUGAUGUUUUGACAACGGUUGGCAGACUUGUGAGACAAAAGCUAAAUGAUUUCAGUGACUUCCUGAAAGUCAAAGCUCUAAAAAACUUCACGUUAGGAUCAAGAACUUCCCUAACUAUCAACAAAUAUCUUGAGGAGUUUCCAGGUCUAGUGCAUUUCAUCUAUAUCGACAGAAAUACCCACAGACUUGUGGCGCCUACGCUUGACUUCACGAGCACGGAAACGCUCGCUCUCACAAUGAAAAAAAUUUGGAACAUGGUUGAGCAAAGUAGAAUGCAUUUACAAGAGGGUCAUCUGUCAGUUAUGUGGAAAGACACUACAUUCAAUUACUCUUACUUUUUAUGGUUUGAAGAUAAUUCUGUAUGUGCAGUUUUCUUAUAUUUUUAA